Messenger RNA from Capsella rubella, 961 nucleotides. Its product is annotated as V-type proton ATPase subunit c1. The coding region runs from base 128 to 622 and encodes 164 amino acids. Lineage: Eukaryota; Viridiplantae; Streptophyta; Magnoliopsida; Brassicales; Brassicaceae. Gene Ontology annotation, molecular function: proton-transporting ATPase activity, rotational mechanism. Gene Ontology annotation, biological process: proton transmembrane transport. The record is from RefSeq and is a predicted model, not a curated record. Gene Ontology annotation, cellular component: proton-transporting V-type ATPase, V0 domain. The transcript has 3 exons.
AAAAAAUCCAAAAAAAAAAACCAAAAUCACAGAGAGGUCGCUGCAAAAUUCCAAAUCUCUCUCUCUUUCUCUCUCUCCCUCCAGAUUUGAACGAUCCGAUCCAAGUUUUAGAGAUCCGGUGAGAAAGAUGUCUACGUUCAGCGGCGAUGAAACUGCUCCGUUCUUCGGCUUCCUUGGCGCCGCAGCCGCUCUCGUCUUCUCCUGUAUGGGAGCUGCUUAUGGGACAGCAAAGAGUGGUGUUGGUGUGGCUUCAAUGGGAGUGAUGAGACCUGAGUUGGUCAUGAAGUCUAUUGUCCCUGUAGUUAUGGCUGGUGUUUUGGGUAUUUAUGGACUUAUUAUUGCUGUUAUCAUCAGUACUGGUAUCAAUCCCAAGGCUAAGUCUUACUACCUCUUUGAUGGGUAUGCACAUCUUUCCUCUGGUCUUGCUUGUGGUCUUGCUGGACUCUCAGCUGGUAUGGCCAUUGGAAUUGUCGGAGAUGCGGGCGUCAGGGCAAAUGCGCAGCAGCCUAAGCUCUUUGUCGGGAUGAUUCUUAUCCUCAUCUUUGCAGAAGCGCUGGCUCUUUACGGCCUCAUUGUAGGCAUCAUCUUAUCUUCUCGAGCUGGUCAGUCCAGAGCAGAUUGAGGAACACAAACGAAUGUCAAAAUUUCCAGGUACUUGCUUAUCGAUCAACUUAUUUGUGCGGUAUGUAGCAUCGGGAGCUGAUAUUUCGUGGAUUCUUGGAACUUUGUAUGUGAAGCCGAUAUUUAUGUGGAACUUUGUAUGUGCUCUUUCCUCGGUUGGUGGUUGCUUUAAGUGUAGGAUGUUAUUUGUUUGGUUCGGUAAUAAAAAAGAGCUUGGCAUUUGUUUUUUGUAUUCUUGUAUUGUCCGCAUUUGUCUUGAUGAACUUGAUAAUAUUUUGUUUAUAAAGAAGGUUGCUUCUGAUACCAUCUUGAGUGUUAUGAGAUUCAUCUUUUGGUGUCU